Rhizoctonia solani is the source of this 1203-nucleotide messenger RNA. RefSeq lists its product as uncharacterized. The coding region runs from base 1 to 1203 and encodes 400 amino acids. Lineage: Eukaryota; Fungi; Basidiomycota; Agaricomycetes; Cantharellales; Ceratobasidiaceae. The transcript is spliced from 8 exons. The record is from RefSeq and is a predicted model, not a curated record.
AUGGAAUACUUUUGGGCAGCUGAUAUUGUGUAUUACACGGCAGAGGGCAGACAGUCACCGAAGCAGGAUACCUCAUCUCAAUCGCCGGUAGUGGAGACCCCAAACUAUAUCAGGGACACCAAAGAGCCAGCCGCCGUUGAUGAAAAUAACAACAGCCAAAUAAGCCUGGUCGACAAGGUGACGGAGAAGAUUAGAGGGCAAUCCAUGGUGGACGGCGUUUCACCCGCCAAGGUUCCUAAUGCCCACCAAUCGCACUCGGGCUCCGAAGGCGAUUCUUCAGACAAGGAGACGAGUAGAAAACGCAAGUUGUCGAGUCAAAGUAGUGUCGCCACCGAGACUGCGGUGCGGCAACACCUCAAACGUCCUAAAGAAAGCGACGUGCCGGAGCGAGAAGAAGAUCCCGAAGAUGUGGUCGCGAACACAUCGGCCCAGAAAGUUCCAAGACUCGGCAGACAUUUGGUUUUGGGGCCUUUGCCUCCAGUAAAUCCCCGUUUUCUUCAACUCAGAGUGUCUAAGAGUACGUCCCCAACCCCGGUACCUGCCUCGGAACUGGAAAAGCACUCUGCGUCGAAAGCGGCUGAGUUCAUCCCCAACAGCAAGAACGAUGAUCCUACAGUCCCAAGAAAUCACGCCGUACCUUCGCUCCCACAGGCACGCCCGCGCCCGACAAGCGGCGGAUUUGCUGCUUUCGCCUCCGUGUCACCAUAUCAUGAUACGAAGUCACCGGUUGAGCCUGCCAGCAAUAUCAACCCAACAUCACCACCACGGGAAUCAUUAGCCGGCCCGUACAGGCAUCUCUCGAUUUGGCACAACAAUACGCGAAAGUCCACUCAAGACGAAGGUGGACAAUCGGCUGGGGAUAGGCCGGAAAAGGAUACAUCAGCUCACCCAGAGUUUGCAGACAUUUUACAAGCCAAAGGGGAACCAGGCGUGGAAGUGGACGACAACAGCACCAAAAUGGAAAUGCAACGGAUCCAGUUCAUGCGUGCAGAAGGAGUUCUUCGACUGCUAUUAAAUAUGGCGCUAUACCCCGGGCUGAUCUGUGAGUUGGGGCCAGAUCCUAAAUUCGUCAAGGUGGCAGAGAUUACACCAAACGAACGGAAAUUUCACGCGAUCAAGGUAGGGAGCACGAAACUAGCGCAAGAAUUGUUCGAUCACCUCACAGAAAACACGCCAACAAAAUCUACAGUUUCUAUGGGUUGA